Lolium rigidum is the source of this 1083-nucleotide messenger RNA. RefSeq lists its product as uncharacterized. The transcript is spliced from 4 exons. The record is from RefSeq and is a predicted model, not a curated record. Bases 236 to 754 code for a protein of 172 amino acids. Lineage: Eukaryota; Viridiplantae; Streptophyta; Magnoliopsida; Poales; Poaceae.
GAGCUCCACGCCCGCCGCCGCUCCCCUCAUCGCCUUCGUACCCGCCGCCGCUCCCUUCAGCGCCUCCUCACCCGCCGCCGCUACCCACUCCCGUACCAAUUCUCCCUUGCAGCGGCGCCCAAACUCGCCCUUCCGUUACCGCCUCCAAAGGGGAGGUAGGUGGUGGGUCUGCUCCCCAUGGUGAGCAGGGCGACGACGGUUCCCGGCGGCCGCCACGACUACUACGCCUCCGUAGAUGCCGUCGGGCCGGCUGGACGCCACCCCACGCGGACGCUCCCUCCCCACGUCCCUGUGCUCUUUCCUGAGAUGGCUCUGCAGACUAGGGUUCCUGGCGGCUGCCGUCGUCGAUGCCGUCGAGUCGGCUGGGCCCCAUACCUGGCGGACCUUCCCUCCCUUCGCGUCCUCCCCAACAACCCAAGAAUCUACCCAAGGCUUCGCCGAUUCCUCCCGCAUCGAUCUGUGUUCUAGCAAGGAAGUAUGGCGGCCAGCUCCGCCAUGGAGUGGGUGCGCCCACCCGCUCGAUCUAGAGUGGUCACGUUUCUUCUCUCGAGAUUCAAGAAGUUCACUACUGUUACAGUGGAAGCCAGUGAGCGUGGCGGCAGCUGUAGUUGUUUGGUUGAUUCGGCCAACCGAGUGCGUCCUACAUAACUACUACUGCAUGCAAGGGAAGCAACGAGGUGUUCUUUCUUCUCCAAAUGUCCCUAAUCCAAAGAAAGAUGUCCAAAAUGUUACCGGCCAGGCUGAACUCGACUGAUGAAGAUUGAAAGGUCUAACAUGAGCAGCUUUCCUUUCCUGCUGUCGAAGAAUCAGGAGAUAAUAGAAGGUGUAGAAAGCUACUGGACGGUGUUAAAGCUGCUAGACUGGACGUCUAAAUUUGGCAUGUAUUUCCCUUUAUAUUUGUUAAUGUUAAAAAAAAUCAUGGAAAUUAAUUUUGGAUAUCUUUAAAUUGGUUAUAUGUGUGUUCAAGCACGCAAAUGAUUUGUGAGAGGAACAUCUUAUGUCUUAUCUGUCGUACUUAUUCUCACAUUAGCAUAUAUGUGUAGAAACUGUCACCAUAAAAUUAAUUAUAAAGUGUUUUUCUGA